AUGUCUCCAAUUAAAACAACGAUAUCCUUUUUCACUAAUUUAUUUUUUACUUGUAUAUUAUUAUUGGUCAUGCUCAAUUUAUCAGACACUACACCAAUUCUAAAACAAGUAGCAAAUUCGGAUAACCUUUGUGAUAUUAUCGACAUAUUAUGUGUUAAAAAUGAAUUUAACAAAAUUCAAAAUAUUUCCAUGGAAAUAAAUCAAAUAGCAAGAACAAUUGAAAAUUAUGUGUUCAAUCAUACGAGAACAAGUGGAACACUUUCACGGCUUAUCAAUGCCGAAGAAUUUUAUCUGAUUGAACAAAAUCAAAUACCAAAAGCUAAAUGGCAUGCGAAUUUUUUUAAAUUAAAUAAUAUAAAAAAAGACUUUCUUAUUCAUAUGAGCACUGAUGUUCAUAAUACAAUGCUACUAUUUUAUAAUACUAUUGAUACAUUAUUAAAGUUCGAUGAUACAACUGGAUAUUAUCCAGUAAAUAAAUUAUUUCAAGAAAUUCAGAAACAUUUAAAAAAUGAUAUUAUAUGUAAAAUUCGAAAUAUUCUGCAUGCAUAUUCAGCUGAUUGGACACCAAAUAAACAUAAAGAAAUAUAUUUUUUUCAAAAUCCAUUAGAUCGUUCACCAUCAACACGACAUAGUGUAAAGAGUGUUCUUUUAUCAAGACUACUAAAGGAAUGGAGCAAUAAAUUAUCAAGUGUUAUUACCAAUAUUCAUAACAAAUUUAUUUAA
Molecule: messenger RNA, 723 nt
Organism: Didymodactylos carnosus
Lineage: Eukaryota; Metazoa; Rotifera; Eurotatoria; Philodinida; Philodinidae
Source: the annotation of a GenBank genome assembly